Molecule: messenger RNA, 3514 nt
Organism: Armigeres subalbatus
Lineage: Eukaryota; Metazoa; Arthropoda; Insecta; Diptera; Culicidae
Gene: tey
Product: protein Teyrha-meyrha
Exons: 11
Coding region: 791-2752 (653 amino acids)
Biological process (GO): protein ubiquitination
Molecular function (GO): ubiquitin protein ligase activity
Source: RefSeq, a predicted model, not a curated record
ACUGUGCGGCCCAUUACCAUUGCGAGGAUUGAUAGCAUGCAUCUGCGUUACAACUUCAGUACAUCUCAGGUGUCAGUUGCGGAAGGACGUGAUUUUCGUUUUUGCCCGCCGUUUGCCAUUGCCGCCGCCGCGAGUUAGUUAAUUGUGACGACAACACAACGUUUGCUCUACUUUCGUGCCGACCCCACCCCCUGUGCUAAGUGUGUGAUACCAGCCCGCCCGCUCCACUUUCCUCAGCCUUCGUACCCCACUUUCCCCCUCUGCACUGGGGAGCUCCCACGCUGACACUGGACUACCGGGGGAGCCAUCGCAUCUCAUCUUCGGGAGUGUGAGUGUGCUUAGUGUGAAGCUCUCCGUUUAGUGAACAUUUUAAAUGACUACCUUGGGCAACUGCCCACCGAACUGCAGUUCAGUGAGUAACAUUAGAUUUAGUUGCAGUUCAUAUGCGAGCUAGUGGAGUGAUAUCCGGUGACGUACAGUGGAUAGUGGUGAUAGACCAGUCUGUGGGAUGAUGUAGAAAAGUGUGUGAUACCGAGCGUGUUGUACAAUCCAUCGAGCUUAUUAGUGUACCUCAGUGUAUUGUUUACGAUUAGCGCACCCACUCCUCCGUUUGAUACACAUCGCAAGGGAUUGUGAUUUCAACAGAAAAGUUGCGAAACUCCUGUGCUCAGACAUCGCACAGAGUAACUGUGAUAGAGCUUUUUAGUGCAUAAAUGUUGACACAUGCUAAUGACACUGUUAGCCGUUGUUUGUUAUUGAUUUGUGUGGUGCAAUCAGCUGUGACCGUGCAAUGGAUAAUCCCAGCUAUGGAUCUUCGCACAUGUCUUCGCCAGCACUAGUCGUGUUCUCCCAAGCAGCGAAUGGAUUAAGUGACGCACUUCGAAUUCAAAGACCAUUCAAUUCUCAUCUACCGGACGCCAAAGACCUGCACCAUCUUUCGCUAAUGAGUGGCUACGGAGCCCAUCUGCUGCACGGCUUCCAGCCCCAUUUCCUGCACCCGCUCAACCCGGCCGUAUCGACGGCCAACGGAACGAGUCCCUUCGGUGGCGGGGGAGCGUUCGUUAAACCGUUCCCUUCGAACCUGCCGCUACCGUCCGCCUUCGCACCGCCCAAAUGUCUCGGAUUUGGCAUCGACCAAAAUAUCUUUUCAAAGGGGCUGCUGUUCGGUAGUAGUACCGGUUCGGAAUCGUUCCGGACGUCGGACUCGUCCAGCCCAGCAUGCGCAUCGCUAUCACCGCCAGCCAAAGAUGAAUCCAUGGAAGGACAAACCAGCGAGGAAGGCGAUCGGGAUCGAGAUCGGAUAUGCAGCCCGGAACGAAGUCCCGAAACACCUGGCUUCAGACAACUUCUAUCACUGUUCGGACCUAAGAACCAAUUUUUGUCUUAUCUAGAUGAACAAAACAAGACAAUCAGAAGAAUCGGUCCUCCCAAGAAGACCUUCGUGGGAACUCCCCCGCCAAACUCUUGCCCCAUCUGCGGUAUCCAGCUUGCACCAAGUGACCUAGAGACCCAUUUCUCCGCCGAGUUGACACGCCUCACCAAAAUGAGUUCAGCAGCAGAGCGGCUGGAACUACGACGAACGCUUAGCGUAGACAUGCACGCCAUGCAGAACACCCUCCAAGGUCGCACCAGCCGUUGGGAGACGUUUAAAAAUAUUCGCAACAAGCGACAGGAUCGCCUGCGGGGUAAGCUACGGAAGCGAAAAUUCGAUGGCGAAGAUGGAUUCGGGCUGCAGUUGGGUAACCUCAAUUGCCAAUCCUGUCCAGUGUGUCACGGGCGGCUGCAGCGGACGCAGGAGGAAAUUGCCCAACACAUUGAAGAUUGUGUGCGGAAGCAGCAUCAACAUCAACAACAACAUCAUCCGCAACAGCAGAGCAACAAUCAAUCUUCGGCUCCGGAUGAAGAUGAAACUGUUGAUGUUGAGAGUUACGGAGAUGAAUCCUCAAAUGGAGCCAUCAAUAUGACCUCCAAUGUGAUUCACCAUACCAACAACAGCUUGCACAACAAUAACAACAACAACCCCCCUAUCAAGCAAGACCCUCAGAUGACCAAGAUUCCCCCCAUGGAAGAAAGCGCUAUCACAUCACUUAGCUCAAUCGUGCCCCAUUGGGACAGAAAGAAUCGGCUCAAUCUACCCCUGAACUGUACGGCCACCUCCGACAACUCGAUCACCCGGGUGACUCCAACCAGUAGCGACCAGCGAAUCGACGUCGACUACGAACAAGAUCACGACCAUAGCCAGGACAUGGUUACCGACCACGACGAGGAGGUCAUAGUGGACAACACGGACGACGACGAGUGCAUCAAGCGGCCCCGACAAACGACGCUUACUGUGCUGGGUAGCCAUCCCAGCAAUGGAAACCCCGGAAUGGGUAUGGCACGUGACGACAAGAAUAGCACGGAAGAAGCCACCUCGUCGGUGGAAAUCGAUUCCGCUACGGACUCGAUGACGAUACGAACGGCCGGAACAACACCUAACUCCGAUUCGUACGUGAGCACUUCGGAGCCGACGGAACCUGCCUCCAAAGCACAGGUCCUCGAAGAACUCAAAGCUAGGAUACGAGAGCUGGAAGGUUCGCCGCACUACAAAUGUUUCAUAUGUAAGGAGAAGUGUAAAGCUCUGAUUAUUUCGAAGAUUUGUGGUCACUAUCUUUGCGAGGAGUGCUGGAUCACAGAUACGGAAUCCUCCAAGACGUGCCCACGCUGCAAAAUUAUCACCGCCAACACCGACUUUAGGAAAAUUUAUGCGUAAGCUAAGUCUUCUGUUUAUUUAUUUUAUUUUCCUUGUAUUUAUUUUUUGAUUAAAAAUUCAUCUUGGAAUUGUAGUAAAUAUUUGUAUAAUAAUAAAAUGAAAACUUUCCGCUUUCAACUAUGAGCUCUGUCAGAAUGAUGAAUUUGAUCAUCUUGAUUGAUGAAUAAUAUUCUAAUCAUAAACGAAAUCAUCUUUCGAGUAAAUUAUGAAUCCAAAAUGUGCAAUAAAUAUUUGAUUACAUCACAUAGAAAACUUAUCCACUCAUGCGGGCAACAUCGUUCGAAUCAUACUCGACCUUACAUGUAAAUUAAUAAAAUAUGUCCAGUGAUCGGAACCAUAAUCAGCCAGUGAAAUUCAUGAGAUAUCAGCCACUUUAUAAAAGUAAACACCCACAUUAGGGAAUGAGCCACGUGAACAAAGCUUAAUUGUUAUUUCUAUACAUACUAAUACUAAAUAAUCAUGGAGAGCUGAUAGCCGAAAUCAUCCGAAUCCAUGCUGUUGUGUAAAUAGCUCUAAUGAAAUUAAUAUUCUAAGAUAAAUUAUUGUAGCGAGCAGCCAUAGCGUAAUGAUACUCUCUCCCCUUUCCAAGAGAAAUAUUUUUCACAUAAUUAGCAACAGUCUAGCAAAUAUGUCAAGGAAAAAAUCUCUAUUCAAACCAAAAACAUAAGCGGAAGAGGCAACAAAAUUAAUUGUUUAUGUCGAAUUCAUGAAGCUAAAAUUCUCAAUUAAAAAUCAAUAAAAUAUCAAAAAAAAAAUAAAAAU